Arabis nemorensis is the source of this 1164-nucleotide messenger RNA. The record is from the annotation of a GenBank genome assembly. NCBI's taxonomy places the organism in Eukaryota, Viridiplantae, Streptophyta, Magnoliopsida, Brassicales, Brassicaceae.
AUGGCUCUCGAUUCUUCCGGCAACCAAUCCGAGCAACAGCAACCGCAAGCCUCCUCCGGCAACGGCGAUGUCGGAUUGAAACUCCGUAGGAUCCCUAACGAAGAACACGAGCCUGACAACUAUGAGGAUCUACAGUUGGAUUUUAGCCCUGUUCUGUUCAGCUCUCUUGAGCGUUACUUACCCGACCAGAUUCUCAAUUCCUCUCGAAUCGACAAGGCUCGUUUCAUGAGAGACCUUCUUUCCCGAUACUCCCCUGACACUGACCGAAUCCGGAUUCAGAGGCAUAGAGAGUACAGGCAGAAAAUCUUGUCUUCUUACCAGCGUCUGCAUGGAGAGAUCUAUUCUCUUGACCCUUCUAGUUUCUUCGUGCCUUCGUUUCUUGGAGCUGUUAGGCAGAAGUCAGAGGAGAGUUUGAGAAGCAUAAUGGUUCCAUCUUCUCCAGGGAUUUUCACUUUUGAAAUGUUUAAUCCAAGGUUUUGUGAGAUGUUACUAGCUGAGGUUGAACAUAUGGAGAGAUGGGUUUAUGAUUCAAGAUCAACUAUAAUGAGACCCAAUACGAUGAACAAAUUCGGUGUUGUUCUUGAUGAUUUUGGCUUUGAAGCCAUGCUCCAGAAGAUGGUUGAUGACUUCAUAAGUCCUAUAGCUCAAGUUUUGUUCCCGGAAGUCUGUGGAGCCUCUUUAGAUUCUCACCAUGGCUUUAUUGUUGAGUAUGGGAAAGAUAGGGAUGUUGAUCUUGGGUUCCAUGUGGAUGACUCAGAGGUUACUUUGAAUGUCUGCUUGGGUAAACAAUUUUCUGGUGGGGAGCUGUAUUUCCGAGGCGUGAGAUGUGAUAAACAUGUGAAUUCCGAAAGCAGUGAAAAGGAAGUUUAUGAUUACCCUCAUGUACCUGGUCAUGCCAUUCUUCAUCGUGGACGUCACCGCCACGGUGCUAGAGCUACAACUUCUGGACACCGAGUCAAUUUGAUUUUGUGGUGUAGAAGCUCAACUUUUCGAGAGAUGAAGAAUUAUCAAAGAGAUUUCUCAAGUUGGUGCGGAGAAUGCAAAUUUGAUAAACAGGGAAGGCAGCAAGCCUCAGUUAAAGCAACUAAAGAGAUACUGGAGAGGAGAGCAGCAGAGAAGGCGCUUGUUGAGCUCGCUUCAAGAUCAUCUGCCGACAAAACUUAA